AUGAGCGGCUACUCCCUCGCGCCCUUUGUCCUCCGCCGACCAUGGCUGGCCAAGAUGGUCAUGCCCGCCGCCAACUGGUACGCCAACGCUGCCGGCUACAAGCAGCUUGGCCUGAGAUACGACGAUCUGGUCGAGGAGGAGCGCGAGACCACGCAGAUUGCUCUGAAGCGCCUGUCUCCCAAGGAGUCGUACGACCGUAUCUACCGUAUCCGUCGCUCCGUCCAGUGCAGCUACCAGCACAAGCUGCUCCCCAAGGACCAGUGGACCAAGUCCUCCGAGGAUACCCCGUACCUCACCGACAUCAUCAACCAGGUCGAGGCCGAGCUCGCGGAGAAGGAUGCUCUCGACUCCAUGACCGUCAUUAAGCGACACUAG
This is a messenger RNA of Ustilaginoidea virens, 375 nucleotides long. RefSeq lists its product as uncharacterized. Bases 1 to 375 code for a protein of 124 amino acids. The record is from RefSeq and is a predicted model, not a curated record. Lineage: Eukaryota; Fungi; Ascomycota; Sordariomycetes; Hypocreales; Clavicipitaceae. Gene Ontology annotation, biological process: mitochondrial electron transport, ubiquinol to cytochrome c. The transcript has 3 exons.